Molecule: messenger RNA, 2940 nt
Organism: Symbiodinium sp. CCMP2592
Lineage: Eukaryota; Dinophyceae; Suessiales; Symbiodiniaceae
Source: the annotation of a GenBank genome assembly
AUGGGCCGAUGUACAUGCCAUGGUCCUGCCAGUCCAAUCGUUGACCCAAGUACAAGUGCCGAUCCUCAUCCUUUGCUGCAUUCACCAGAUGGUCGAAGCAUGGUGCACAUGUUCUGCCUAUCGCGGCGGCAGCGAAGAGCAGGACUUCCAUUGCUCUUUGGCAUGCUCUGCCGGCACAGCCUGCCACGAGCAUGGGGCUGCCGGUCAGCUAUGAUGUCGCCAAGCAGAUCGGGCAACUGCGCUGUACGUGCAAGCCAGAGGCAUCCUGUGCAGGCAGGUGAAACAGCACACAUCCUCUCCAUUGCUACCGAGUACCGACAAGAGGCAGUCAUCCUGCAGAGGUCUGCUGGACUCCUGGGAUACAGGUUUCAAUUCUGCGGCUUCCGGGAACGCUGGGUCGGCUGGGGCACGAAGCUGGUUCAGUAUCGGAAGGCACUGGAGAAAGGCUUGGCAGGAGGACGGAUUGCGGCGACCGAUCCUGUGCUGUUGAUCGACGGCUGGGAUUGCAUGCUGAUCGGACCAGCUUCUGAGUUCAUUCAGAAAAUGUCUUCGCCUCCCUUCAGUGAGGGUCACCAGCCAUGGUAUGCAGGUGAGAGAAUAUGCGGACCCGAUUUUUUCAAGGCGAACCGCAUUGACGCAGUCUAUCCUGACCCCGGGACACCAUGGCGCUAUCCGAAUGCAGGCUGCAUGGCAGGCAGAGCAGAGCCAGUGCUCGAGCUCAUCAAGGAACUGCUGAAGCAUAAAGACACCUUCCCGGAAGAUGGAGAUGAUCAGGGAAGGUUGCAUGAACAUCUCCUAGAGCGAGGUGAAAGUGGGCAAAGUCUCCCCUACUUCGUGGACUCCGAGUGUCGCAUCUUUCAAUGUCUUUAUGAGGCAGAGCCACAGUGGCAGCUUGAAGCGGCGAGGGAAGGACAGCGCCUUCCGCGACUGCGGAACACCCAAACUGGUCAGCAGCCGAUCGUGCUCCAUGGCAAUGGACACACGGGUCGCUGGUUCAUGUCUGGGCUGUGGCGUGAAAUGGGCCUACUGCAGAAGGUUGGCCUCACGAUCGAGGAGCUUCGCCAUCUUCCGCACGAUGGGCCUGUGCCGCCUGGCACAGUUCCGGACGAGGAUUUGCGAUUGCCGUACUUCCUUGCCUACGGAUCUGCUCUGGCUGCCCUACGAGAGGGCCAGUUCCAGCCGUAUGAAGAUGACAUUCAUGUGGGUAUCUAUUCCUGGGAUCUUGCUGCACUGCAGCGCCAGUGCACAGAAUGUACAGCCAAGGAGCGUGACAGCUUGCUGAAAUCAACGUUUGACAGGUUUGGGUUCGAGCCCGUACAAGAAAUCGUCGACAACCCGCUGCAGGCUUCAGCCGGCAAUAAUGUUCAGCAGAACCAGGCGGUGGUCGUCUGUCCGAGAUAUUACAUCGCAGAGGGAUGGUCCGAUGACAUGGCCUUUCCCAUCUUGUACAAGUUUACGCACCGGGAGAGCUUCGUACGUUUUGACAUGAUGGUCUUUACGAUGCAGUUUGGGCAACUCUGGGACUUUGCGGAUGGUGGUGCGGAGACUUCAUCAGGUUGGCGCUACAGUUUGUUUGCACCACAGCCCGUGGAGUUCGAAAAAGUCAUGACCUUCACCAUGCCUGCCAAGCCACUGGAAGACCACUACGGGCCCGAUUGGCACGUUCCGCGCGUCUACAACUACAUUCAGAGCCUGUCGUGCUGUAAGAACCGCUGCCAAGUCCUCAGGGUCCAUCCCUUCGAUGCCCGCAUGAGACGAGUGGAGCUCCCGCCGGCGCAGCCUUGGGAGGAGUUCAAGUCCUCUGUUCGACAAUUUCGGAUGCUGUACGCGAAGGCGAUGGCAGACUCCGAGCAUGAGUUCCCGGAACAGAAGCUCGAUCUCUACAAGUUGGAGUCGAAGCCAGUGGUGCUUUUCCAGGCUGCUAGCAUGUGCAAAGAGGAGGGUAACGUGCGCCUUAGAAACGAGAAGCACCGGGGCGCAUUAGACAAGUAUGACGAAGGAAUUUACAUCAUCGACAAGUGCAGAGAGGUCCUGUUGACGUGGCGCUUGAUAUUCCGCCAGAUUCAUAACGAGAAAGCAGACAAGGACAGAAAAGACAGAGGUCUCAAAGUUGCUGACCUUGUUGAACCCGACAUGCCUCGUGAGUUUCGUUCGGAUGAGGACGAGGAAAGGUCUCUGCGUCUUGCGCUGCUCCUCAAUGCGGCGCAAGCUGCCCUGCAGUGUCAGGAAUGGACCGCUGCUGAAGCUCGAGCAUCUGCCGCUUUGGAACUGGAGCAGCAAAAUAAGAAAGCGCUGUACCGACGCGGGCUUGCACGAGCAUCUUCUGGAGAUGCUGAGGGAGCCAAGCUUGACUUCUGGGCCCUGUUGAAAGCAUCCAACUUCGACAGCAAAGAAGCCAUCAACCAGCUGCAGAAGCUCCUCCCCGACGAUGUGAUCAAAGCUGAGUUUCAGAAAAUGCGGAAACAAGCGGCUAAAGAGCAGAAAGUUGGUGCUCUACUCAAGGAGCUUGAUGAAGACGAGAGGAUUGCUGUUCAAGACGAAAGAUACCAGCGAUACUUGGGCGACUGCGAGCAGAGGGCAGCGGAUGGCCAACGAGAGAUCACUUUUGAUGAAUGGGCCAAGCAGUACGAAUGGCGUUAUGAUGCUGACGAGCGGUUCAAGGCACGGCAGAUGUAUCCUCAAUACUUUAAUCACUCCGGACCAGCUCCGCUCCCUGUGGAGGACUGGGAGGUGGACUACCUGACACACAAGGAGAUCCAGAAGAUCAUGUAUCGGCGCCAGACCGAGGCAAUGGGGGCACGCCGGCGGGAGAAGGAAGCCAAGCUACUGCAGAAGCCACCUGCAGAGGACUCAUCCAACGACAAACUGCAUGUGGAUAAAGAGGAUGAGCCGAUACUUCGGGAUGCUGUCAUCAAGAAAGGCUACAACUAUUGGUGGUGA